AAAGUCCAACUAUGCUGAAUCAUUACCGGGUUUUAGGACUCAUUCCUUCACCAAUCGAUAUGCUGAUGGGACGUGUUUGUCCUUCGGGGAAUACACAUCAUAAACCAGUCUUGAUGCUUUAAUCAGAUCUUACAUCUUUUGCUGUAACAGCAUCAUUUUCUAUGUUAUUCUAGGUGUGUGAAAACCAAGAUAACCCGUUCUGUGAGAGUGCAGAUCUCGGACCGGAGCUUUUCCAUUCCCCUAACCUGCAGUUCCUGGUUCUGAACGGCUCCACGCUGCUCUCCGUGUAUCAGAUCCGCUCAGAGUCCGGUGUUCCAGGAGGCGGGAUGACGGCCGGUUUAUCCUCCGCCCCCGCCUGCGUCCGCGUCAUCGUCCGAGACGUGGCGGGGAAACACUCCUGGGACUCUGCCGUUCUCUACGGACCCCCUCCCUGCUCCCCGAACAGCCCCACACACACAUUCAUACCACACACACAAUCCCCUCAUGGCGGCAAUCUUCAUUUACGCACUCCACUGGGAGGUCCGCCGAAAAAGAUGGGACUGAAGAAAGAAGACAGCGAAGAGGAGGGGGGGCAGGAGGAUAUCGAGGCAGCAGAGGAGGGACGGAGAGGGACGGAGGGUGAAAGGCAGGAGUUACAGGGGGAGGGGGAAGGAGAGGAGGAGAGGAAAGACACAGAGGAGGGGAUGGGAGAUGGAGGAGAAGAAGAUGAUGAUGAAGAAGAGGAGGUGGAGGGGAUAGAGCAUAGGAUGGAUGGAGAGCGGGAUCAGGGCGAGUCGGGCCUGGAGCAGUUUCCCGCGCCGCCAUUGGCUAAACGGGUGUUUCGGGAGGCGGUGCCAGCGUGGGACUCGCUGAGGGAGGGGGACGACUCGCUGGAUGAAAUGCUGCAGUACCUGGGGUACUCGAGUCCCGAGUGUCUACAGAGAGCAGGCAUGCCGCUCAACAUCCCGGCCCCUCCUCCAGCGUGUGUAUCAGAAAAGCAAGAGAACGACGUGAUCAACGCCAUCCUGAAUCAGAGCGCUGCCGAAAGAGAGUUUGUCCUCCAUAGAGGAGAGGAUCUGAACAUGAGGGCGGUGCAGCAGCCGGAGCCGGACACAGAGACGCCUCAGUCCGCCUUCUACUACUGCAGACUGCUCAUCAACAUCCUGGGCCUCAACUCCUGGGAGAAGAGGAGUAACUUUCAUUUGUUGAGGAAGAAUGAGAAGUUACUGAGAGAGCUGAAGAACCUGGACUCACGGCAAUGCCGGGAGACUCAUAAAAUAGCUGUAUUUUAUGUGGCGGAGGGCCAAGAGGACAAACACUCUAUACUGACCAACACCGCGGGCAGCCAGGCGUACGAGGACUUUGUCUCCGGACUGGGCUGGGAGGUGGACCUCACCACCCACUGUGGCUUCAUGGGAGGCCUCCAGAGGAACCGCAGCACGGGCCAGACCACGCCUUACUACGCCACCUCCACCACAGAGGUCAUCUACCACGUCUCCACCCGCAUGCCCCACGACCAGGACCACAACCUCACCAAGAAGCUAAGACACCUGGGUAAUGACGAGGUCCACAUCGUUUGGUCGGAACAUUCUAGAGACUACCGGCGAGGGAUCAUCCCUACUGAGUUCGGAGACGUGCUAAUCAUCAUCUACCCCAUGAAGAACCACAUGUACUCCAUCCACAUACUGAAAAAACCUGAGGUGCCAUUCUUCGGUCCACUGUUUGACGGUGCCGUAGUGGACAUGAACAUCUUGCCCACCAUGGUCCGGGCCACAGCCAUCAACGCCAGUCGAGCUCUCAAAUCACUGAUUCCACUCUACCAGAACUUGUAUCCUUUCUAAGCCCUACUGAGCAAAAACAAAGCUAGACGCCAAAGGUAGGUCGCACUUUUAUUUCUAUUUCAGGGCUUACGCCUCAUGGUCAGAUCUUUAAAAGUGAGUUGUUUCUAGGUUUAAACUUGGAUAUACCUGUGCCAUUGUGCUGAAGUCCUCACAGAUGUAGCGAGAGUGUCGCCUCUCACUCAGCUCGAGUGUUAAGAAUAACAAAUCAAUGUCCAGUGGGGUCGGGCUUUCAGAGUAUAAGUGCUAGUUUGAUGGAGCUGUAUUUA
Gymnodraco acuticeps is the source of this 2086-nucleotide messenger RNA. Its product is annotated as ral GTPase-activating protein subunit alpha-1-like. The transcript is spliced from 9 exons. The coding region runs from base 327 to 1820 and encodes 497 amino acids. Gene Ontology annotation, molecular function: GTPase activator activity. NCBI's taxonomy places the organism in Eukaryota, Metazoa, Chordata, Actinopteri, Perciformes, Bathydraconidae. Gene Ontology annotation, biological process: positive regulation of GTPase activity; regulation of small GTPase mediated signal transduction. The record is from RefSeq and is a predicted model, not a curated record. Gene Ontology annotation, cellular component: cytoplasm; nucleus.